Molecule: messenger RNA, 1014 nt
Organism: Panicum virgatum (switchgrass)
Lineage: Eukaryota; Viridiplantae; Streptophyta; Magnoliopsida; Poales; Poaceae
Exons: 1
Coding region: 183-833 (216 amino acids)
Cellular component (GO): plasma membrane
Source: RefSeq, a predicted model, not a curated record
CCCCCGCGUCCAGGUAGGUCCAGCCGGCGACCUCGCGCUCCCAAAGUCUUCGUUCCCCACCCUUUAACAAGAGCAAUCCGCCAUCCGCGAGAGGGGAAACAAAACAAGGCCCUGGCAGUCUGUAGCUGGCACUGGCAGCAUCCCCCAGCACAGAGUAGGGUCGUCGUCGGAGGCUUGGAUCCAUGGCCUUCUGGGAGCCCUGCUUCGGCAAAGACAACGAGUGCUGCGACUGCGAGUGCAGCUGGACCAAGUUCCUCAUCUGGUCCGCCGUCGUCCUCCUCGUGGGCGGCCUCGUCGCCGUGCUCGUCAUCGCCUUCGCCGUCGUGUUCCCGCCCAAGGCCAAGGCCGACGACGCCGUGCUGCAGCGGUUCGCGCUGGCGCCGGGCAACCCCGCCGCCAACUCCACCAUCUCCUACAACCUCACGGCCACGGUGUCGCUGCGGAACCCCAACAUCUACCGGACCAUCGCCUACGGGCCCCUCGCCGUGGCCUUCUCCUUCAACGGCUCCCGCUUCGACGAGUCCGCCACCAUCCCGCCCUUCGACCACAAGCCGCGCAAGACGGCCACGGUCCGCGUCACCGUCGGCGGCGUGGACAAGCUCGUCAAGCUCACCGCGCCCGGGGUGAAGGAGUUCGCCGCGGAGAACGACACGAGCAAGUUCGCCGUGGAGAUGCGGCUGGACACGACGCUGCAGUACAAGGGGCGCAGCGCCAAGUGCCCGCUCGUCGUCAUCUGCCCGCUCCAGCUGCAGCUCGUCGACCCCGACGUUGCCGCCACCGCGUUCCAGAGGACCAAGUGCACCAUCCUCCGGGCCAAGAAGUCCGGGUGCUAACUCCAUUGUUGAUUGAGUAUUGUUUCUGGCUAGAGCUCCAUUUCUUCAAGAAUUCCUUUUUUUUCCCUCUCGAGAUUGUUGAUGCGUCUGCUUGGAAGACUAUGAUCUGUAGGAGUGCAAAAUUCGAUUUGAUUUGUAUAAAUCUGGAUGAUUCCUAACGACUCAUGUUGCGUUGUUGUGA